Messenger RNA from Volvox carteri f. nagariensis, 813 nucleotides. RefSeq lists its product as uncharacterized. Lineage: Eukaryota; Viridiplantae; Chlorophyta; Chlorophyceae; Chlamydomonadales; Volvocaceae. The coding region runs from base 1 to 813 and encodes 270 amino acids. The transcript has 4 exons. The record is from RefSeq and is a predicted model, not a curated record.
AUGGCUGCGUCCCCAAGCCAUGGGGACCUCUGCCCUGUCACAAGUGCCAAGGCGCAACAGGAGCCUGUGAACAUUGAUAACGACGCGGCCUAUGAGGUCGAAGAUUUUGAUCUGAUUCACCAUGAAGACGCUGACGACGCGGAAGCAUCGGAAGAUGCUGACGGUUUCAGCGCAGCCGCGGAGGACCCAGAACCAGAGCUCGGACCAGAGUCCGCGUUAACACACGCUGUGCGGGAAGCGUACAUGCGUGACUUUGCAGCAGCCGCGGAAAGCCGGACUUGCUUUCUGAGCAGCAGCGCUGGCAUACUUCGCAGCCUGGCGGGAAGCAGACCUGAGGCGUGCCCCCGCAAAAUGGCAUCCAUUGUCCAGUUUCCGUUUCGGCAACCACUCGAACUGUACACGGACUGCGAGGGUGUCGUGGAUGACUACCCGGAGGGCACACUUAGCACCUGGCCCCGUGGAGCUCUGAAUGGAUGCCCUUGUUGUGGGGACACUCUCAGGUGCAGCAGUGCAGUGCCGCAGCGCCAGGGGUCGUGGAAGAAGCAGCAGCAGUGGAGGGGCCGGAGCCUGGACUGGAGCGCAGAGGUGGCGGCAGGCAGCCCUGCCGCCACUGAGGGCAAUCCCGUUCCCCCAGUCCCGUCAGCCGGCGCAGCAGCCCUGGGAACCAUGGCAGCAGCGGUGUCCGCGUGCGCCGCAGUGCUAGGGACGGCAGUGCUCGCGUCGACUGACUGGCUGCUUCGGGACACCUGCAGCCCCGAAGCCGCAGGGCCCGGCCCCACGAGCUUGCACUCGGUACAUUUCGAUGCCUGCUAA